Messenger RNA from Lineus longissimus, 1706 nucleotides. RefSeq lists its product as uncharacterized. Bases 139 to 1539 code for a protein of 466 amino acids. The transcript has 2 exons. The record is from RefSeq and is a predicted model, not a curated record. NCBI's taxonomy places the organism in Eukaryota, Metazoa, Nemertea, Pilidiophora, Heteronemertea, Lineidae.
CAAUGUUAAUGUACAGAUAUGACCACUUAUAUUGAUAUUAUCAUUCGAGAUAUUGUCUACUCCAGAGCAUUCAACCACAGCUUUGACUUAGGUGAUCGAGUUCAUACUCUGACUUAGGUCUACGUCCAACCAGAUACCAUGUUGAUACAGCUGGUUAAAGACAUUCGUGCAAACUAUUCAAAGAGGACACCAUACCUCAAGUUUCUCAGAGAACUCCUUUAUUACCUUCUUUACAUUACGUGUAGAAAUGUGUUCCGAACCAUACAGAGGGGAUGGUGGAAGAUUAACGGAACAGCUCGGACACUUUCGAAAAUCCGUGAGGGGAAUAUGUAUAACAAGGCGGCGCAUGUGCAAAAAAUCGUUUGGAGAGGAAAGGCAGACAUCCUGUGUAUCACAAGGUUUAAAGAUUUCAUCAGCGUUCAUGAAAGAUUCGAUGAUCCGAGAUGCAUUUUGGCGGACAACGUCACACUUUACUCGGUCGGCCAUCAUGAAACAACAUUCGUAGAGACUCCUCCUAAAAUGGACAUUCAUCAUUCUAAGAACGCCACCUUCCUCUUCAUGGCGCAAUUUCUCUUCGCAGUGAAAACAAUCACUAUUCCAAACUGGGCAUUCAAGAAGUUAGCAGACGAGGUUGGUGACCCAGCGGCGGAAGUGACGUUUCUUGCCAACACCGGACGUUGUGGUUCCACCAUUUUGUCGCAGAUGUUCGAGGCAUGCCCCGGUGUACUCUCACUGAGCGAGCCCGACGCUUUCACAAACUUCGAUGUCCUGAAACUCGAACUUCCAGAGGACGAGUACAAAAGUCUUCUACGCAGUUCAGUUCGUCUGCUUUGCAAGCCGCAGGCGAAAACAAACAUAAAAUACGUCCUAAUUAAAACGCGGAGUGAAAGCGUCCGCCAUGUUCCUGCGAUAAGCGAGCUCUUCCCAUCUAUCAACCUCCUGUUUAUGUACCGAGACAGGAUGGAAACAGUCCGCUCCAUGGACCACGCUUUCUCCGCCAUCUUGGUCUACUGGCUCCUGUACAUCUUCCAAGCCUCCUCCGUCCUUAGGAAGCUAUUUCCUAAACAAGUCGCGAGGUGUCGAUAUUUCUGUUUCGGGGAUGAAGAAAGCACCUCGUGGAUGCGAAACUCGGACAAACUGUCCAGCUCAAUGACAAUAUUUUAUUACUUAUGCAUGCACCACUGCUGGGUGAUUCGAAAGUACUACGACUUCCAGGAGGAGGGGAUUGAUAUCCCGGCAGUCAAAUAUGAGGAUAUGAUUAGCAGCCCUGCGCGGGCAUGCAAAGCUGUGUUCAACUACUGCGGCCUCCCCGAUAGCUCAAUUCCAAAGGCGGUCAAAGCAAUGGAGAAUGAUUCCCAGCGCGCAUCACCACUCGCCAUUGAUGUCAAGCAGAAACGAAAACGCCAUGACGUCACACCUGAAGUUCUGGAGAUAUGCGAUAAAUUCUGCCAGAGGUCGGGCAUUCCUACUUUCAGUGAGAAUGCGACCCUGCCAAGGACCAUCUCAAUGAUGGAAAAAGUUAUAAAAAAAUCAGACUGAUCAGCUAACCUGCUUCUGUUUAGGUUGGCUAUCAUAUUAUGUUUGUAAGCUAUGUAAAUGAAAGAUUAUGUGUUUGUGAAUGACAUUUGUAUACUUUUAUUCAAAUAAAACAUAAAUUGAAAAACAGAUUUCAUUUUCACAUAGGUCUUUGUCGCAGUAUAAAAGUC